AUGACUUUCCUGGCGACCCAGUUCGACGGGUCUCGGGAUCUCGUCGACAUUAGCGAUUGGCCGAACGACUGGGGACGGUUCAAUUCCACCGGAUACCUGGCUGCUGCGCAGAUGCUGGCAUAUCGCACAUUGGUGACUGGUGCUACACUGGCAGAAUGGGUGGGAGACAACACCGGGUUGAACACCACGUGGCUCAACGCGGCAGCAGGUCUUAAUGAAUCCGUCAAUGCAAAGUUAUGGGAUCCGGAUUUCGGCGCUUUCAAGGACAAUUAUGGGGAUUACGCGAACGGGUUGUAUGCCCAGGACGGCAACUCAUUAGCUGUCCUCUUCGAUGUGGUAAACGCCUCGUCGGAGCAGGCCCAGGACAUAUCCUCGUGGCUCACCCAGAACUGGACGCCCAUAGGAGCCGAAUCCCCCGAGCUGCCGGGCGAGAUCUCUCCGUUUAUUUCCUCCUUCGAGAUCCAAGCCCACCUCGUAGCCGGACAGGCGGAGCGAGCUCUCGAGCUGAUCCGUUCGAGCUGGGGCUUUUAUUUGGCCAACGAGAACGGCACGCAGUCGACCAUGAUCGAGGGCUACCUCACCGAUGGCACCUUCGGCUACCGACACGACGCUGGAUACGAGGAAAAUUACUCGUACACAUCGCACGCCUACGGGUGGUCGACGGGCCCGGUCACGGCGUUGACAGAGCACAUCGUCGGGCUGAGCGUGACGGGCAUGGCUGGCUCGACCUGGCGGCUCGCGCCGCAGUUUGGAGGCUUGACGCAUGUGGAAGGCGGCUUCACAACCAGCCUUGGCAAGUUCUCUGCCAAUUGGACGGUGCAGAGCGACGGCAGUUACGUGAUUAUCUACGAGACGCCGCUCGGUACCACGGGCGAGGUGUUGUUAUCGGGCCUCGAGCAUGGUAACGCCGUGAAGGUGGUGGUUGAUGGCCGGGUCGCCAAGAGGAGCCUCGUAGAUGUCGUUCAGGGGAGUGGUGGCAGGCAGCUUUUCGCAUUACGCGGCGAGGGCGGUAAGCAUCGCGUCGAGGUUGGUUGA
This is a messenger RNA of Anthostomella pinea, 1035 nucleotides long. NCBI's taxonomy places the organism in Eukaryota, Fungi, Ascomycota, Sordariomycetes, Xylariales, Xylariaceae. The record is from the annotation of a GenBank genome assembly.